Olea europaea var. sylvestris is the source of this 1151-nucleotide messenger RNA. RefSeq lists its product as uncharacterized. Lineage: Eukaryota; Viridiplantae; Streptophyta; Magnoliopsida; Lamiales; Oleaceae. The record is from RefSeq and is a predicted model, not a curated record. The coding region runs from base 172 to 765 and encodes 197 amino acids. The transcript has a single exon.
ACCGGAGAGUAAAUUCCGGUCUCCCUCUAUAAAUAGUGCCAAGAACUCUACCUUUCCUAGCCCUUUUCUCCGCCAUCUCUGCCCUGCAAUUUGCAGGGAGAGCCCUAAGCAAGAACACGCGCAGAAUCUCUCCGAGAGAUCAUAAAGAGCCCCACAUCUAUCUUCAUCGCUAUGUCGAAAGAUGAAUCAAUCAAUGGAAUCAUCAACAGUGUAGAAUUUCCAGCCGUUGCAGACGGCGGCAUCACCACUGAUGUCAAUAAGAAGAAUCCACCGCAGCCGGCGGUGAAUGAAGGGAGAAAGAAGAAGCGUGGCGCUUUCAGCCUCCUCAAAUCAGCAGUAUUCAUGCUUCGCAAAAGCCAGAACAAGAAAUUUGCUAAAUCGGAUAAAUCAAAAGUGGAUUCUUCAAAGGGAAAUUGGCAGAAGAUCGUAGGAUCAAUCCGACCUUUGCAUCUUCAAGAGGACAAUUCACCACCACCUUCAAAUCCAUCCCUUUCCAUCUCGACAAGCGUGGAAAGGUUUGACGGCCUAAUCCGGCCUGCCUCCCCGUACUCCUCCGUGGCCUCCUCGUCCGCCUCCCCCAUCUCCGGUGGUACUAUUAGCCAAUACGCUUCAGCAAACAACCUUCAAGAGCUCGAUGAAGAAGACGGCUAUGAUUCUGACAAUGUUUUUGACUCGCUGGCUGGAGACGAGAUGAUAGAUGCCAAGGCGGAGGAAUUCAUUAAACGAUUCUACCAGCAAAUGCGGCAUCAAAACUUGAAAAACUGAAUCACAUGCCGCCGCCAUCAAAAUUGAAAACAAGUGAAGGAGUUCAGUUAACCUAAUAUGAAGCGCCACGCCAUGCAUGUAUACACAACUCCAUCCCUGCAUGCACGCACGUAGUAUAUUUAAUGGCUCUUUACUAUUUGUUCCCUACUUCACAUUUCAUUUUUUAUGGUUCUAUUGCUUUAUGAUAAUGAUCAUCAGAUCAUCUGUGCAUUUAGAUUAGUUUUAAGGAGGGGAUUCUAUAAAAUCAAAGGCAGAAAAUUGGGUUUGAUUAGACAUUUUCAUUUUGGAAUAAAUAUGUUAAUCUACAUGCAUUACAUCAAUUACAUGUUUUUUGUAUUUUUUUGAUCUAGUUUUGAUUAAUAAAGAUAACUUUUGAUCAAACCAAA